Messenger RNA from Ictalurus punctatus (channel catfish), 6875 nucleotides. It is a transcript of the gene fancm, whose product is annotated as FA complementation group M. The record is from RefSeq and is a predicted model, not a curated record. Gene Ontology annotation, biological process: interstrand cross-link repair; double-strand break repair via synthesis-dependent strand annealing; replication fork reversal. Gene Ontology annotation, molecular function: 3'-5' DNA helicase activity; nuclease activity; four-way junction DNA binding. The transcript has 24 exons. The coding region runs from base 725 to 6673 and encodes 1982 amino acids. NCBI's taxonomy places the organism in Eukaryota, Metazoa, Chordata, Actinopteri, Siluriformes, Ictaluridae.
ACUCCAGUCCAGUAGGUGGGGUUUUAUACUCGGUUAUACUCCAAUCCAGUAGGUGGCGUUUUAUACUCGGUUGAACUCCAGUCCAGUAGGUAGCAUUUUAUACUCGGUUAUACUCCAGUCCAGUAGGUGGCGUUUUAUACUCGGUUGUACUCCAGUCCAGUAGGUGGCAUUUUAUACUCGGUUAUACUCCAGUCCAGUAGGUGGCGUUUUAUACUCGGUUGUACUCCAGUCCAGUAGGUGGCGUUUUAUACUCGGUUAUUUUCCAGUCCAGUAGGUGGCGUUUUAUACUCGGUUAUGCUCCAGUCCAGUAGGUGGCGUUAAUGCACCUUUCCGCUUGAUAUCAACUGACUUUUCUGAAAGAGGAAGAGUUUCAUCAUGUCCGUGCGCCACAUUUGACUCAUAACAGAAUGGAAACUGCUAUUAUCAUCAUCAUCAGCAGCAUUACAAAUGUGUGAAAUUAAACAUAAAUGUCAGUAAUAAUGUGAAACCACAGAGUUAGCAAGAGCUUAUUAGCAAACAACAUAUGACUCGAGCUGUCUCACUAUGUUAUCAAGCUAAAGUUAACAACAACACGACUGGAGGCUAGAUCAGAUUGCAGACCUAGAGCCCUUCCUCAAAAGAGCAGAGAUUACUUUAACACCAAUGACAGCUUUGAGAUUUGCUUCAAUGAAAGCCUGGGGAUCAUGUUGCGUUGAGCAGAAAGUCAUCCUCGACAUUCAGCUUCAUGUGCUGUGCUGAGGAACGAUUCAGAAUGAGCGGUGCAAAUCAAAAGACUUUAUUUCAGACCUGGGGCUCAGCCGUUCCUAAGACAACCCUUCCGAGUAAAGACCCAGGGAAAAAGUUACCCCAGAGGCGUAGAGCAAUCACAAACAGCCUGGGAAAGGCGAAGAAAAAGGAACGCGACAAUGCAGCAGCGCCUUCACUUUGGGCUGAAGUCGGCCAAGGGACUGCAGUCCACCAGGCAUCAAGACAGGACCAGGACGAGGAGAUGGACGACGUUGACGACGAUCUGAUCCUUGUAGCUGUACACGAGGCUGAGAAAUGUCUGGAAAAGCAACCUGACUCAUCAGCUGACGCCACAAUCGAGGAUCCCGCAGACUUUUGCUCGGAUCUUCCGGGUUUUGACAGGUCGUCGGGACGGAUAUGGAUCUAUCCGACCAACUUCCCGAUCAGGGAUUAUCAGCUGAAGAUCUCUGAAGCAGCCCUGUUGCAAAACACGCUGGUGUGCUUGCCCACUGGCCUGGGUAAAACCUUCAUCGCGUCAGUGGUGAUGUAUAACUUCUACCGGUGGUAUCCUGCAGGGAAGAUAGUCUUCUUGGCCCCCACGAAGCCCCUCGUUGCUCAGCAGAUUGAAGCAUGUUACAGAGUGAUGGGUAUUCCUCAGCAGCACAUGGCUGAGCUGACGGGGAGCACUCCGGCUCCACAGAGGAGGGACCUGUGGCGAUCCAGGCAUGUUUUCUUCCUCACGCCACAGGUCAUGGUGAACGAUUUGUCUCGAAACACGUGUCCUGCUCCUCAGAUCAAGUGCGUGGUUAUUGACGAAGCUCACAAGGCGUCAGGGAAUCAUGCGUAUUGUCAGGUGGUGCGGGAAUUAUGGAACCAGACGAAACAGUUCCGCGUCCUGGCUCUCAGCGCUACACCUGGCGCAGACAUGAAGGCAGUACAGCAAGUCAUCUCCAACCUGCUGAUCUCUCAUAUCGAGCUGCGCUCAGAGGAGAGUCCAGACGUUCGGGUCCACACCCAUCAGCGCAGUGUGGACAAGAUUGUUGUCCCUUUAGGAGAGUCACUCACUGGAUACCAGUCUCGGUACUUACAGGUCUUGGAAAGGUUUACAUCUCGUCUGACCCAGAUGCGUGUGCUUAACCAGCGUGAUCUUCGCUCCCUCACAAAGUACCAGGUCAUUCUGGCACGAGAGCAAUUCAGACGCAACCCUCCACCACAACUCAUGGGAGCACAGCACGGGGCACUUGAGGGAGAUUUCGCUCUGUGUAUUAGCCUGUACCAUGGUUACGAGCUCCUGCAGCAGAUGGGCCUCAGAUCUCUCUUUCUUUUCACACAGAACAUUAUGUCAGGCUCUAAAGAGACUUCACGAGCCAGAAAUGAGCUGCAGCGCAGCCCCGUCUUCAUGGACCUGUACAGGGAAAUGGAGGCCAUGUUUCUCAGCACUCCCAAAGGGCCUGAGGAGCAGUAUUUCCACAGCCAUCCAAAACUUCAGAAACUGGACGAGGUGAUACAACAGCAUUUCAGUACAUGGGUGAAAAGUAGAGGCAGUGCUCCAGACUCUGGGGACAAAGCAGAGAGUACAAGAGUGAUGAUCUUCUCGUCAUUUCGCGAGAGUGUUCAAGAGAUCGCUGAAAUGCUUAACCGCCACCAUCCCCUUGUCAGGGUCAUGACCUUUAUGGGGCAAGCAUCAGCUGGGAAAGGGGUGCGAGGGUUCACUCAGAAGGAGCAGCUUGAGGUGGUGCGGCGGUUCCGAGAGGGCGGCUUUAACACCUUGGUCUCUACUUGUGUGGGUGAAGAGGGUCUCGACAUCGGAGAGGUAGACCUAAUCGUCUGCUUCGACGCUCAGAAAAGUCCCAUCCGUCUGGUGCAGCGAAUGGGCCGAACCGGGCGCCACAGGCAGGGGCGUAUAGUGGUUAUACUGGCUGAAGGACGAGAGGAGCGGAUCUAUAACCAGAGCCAGAGUAACAGGCGCAGCGUGAACAAAUGCAUCAUGGGAAGCAAGCAAAGCUUCUUCAUGUUCCCCCACAGCCCCCGCAUGCUGCCUGCUGGUGUCACUCCCACCCUGCAGAAGAUGCACAUUACAUGUGGCCAGUUCGAGGCCAAAGAGAUCAGCAAGCGUUCCAGCAACGGCCGACAGUCACUCAGCACGAGGAGAGCGUCUCUUCUCAGCCCUGACGCCCAAGUGGUUGGUGUGCAGGGGCGUGUGAAAGAGGAUGGCUUUCUCACCCCUGGUGAAGAGGAUGAGUGGUCAUCUACCAUGAAGUUGGGCGAGAAUGAAGCCCAGCCCAGACUCAAGCACUCCUCUUUCCUCUGCUUUAACGAAGAGCCGCAACAACUGGAUGAGUGUGUGGAGGGACCAGUGAGAGACUUGUCUCUUUGGGAAUGGAGACACUGGCAGAAUCAACAUCUUCCAACACACAGAGUGGACCACUCAAGCCGCUGCCUCCAUUUCACCGCCAUCAUGGAACUCAUUGACCAGAUGAGACAGGAGGAGGAGAGUGGCUGCAGAUAUGAAUCUGAGGUCAAAGCAUAUCUACAGAAGGAGGAUGUUGUUGGUUGUGAGGAGGAUGGCUCAGUAGCGAAACCUACAUGCGAAAAAAAACCUCGGCAGAAAAGAUCUAAACCUAGACUUGUUGGUCGAGAUGCCAGUCGUUCUGUCUCAAAAACUAACCUGGAUAAGAAGGACCAAGCAGGACCUCCUUCAUUGUUAAAAGACAAAGUGUUUUCCGAAUCGGACUGUGAUGCCACUAAAGAAGGUUUAAGUGUGUUUCAGUGUAACUAUGAUGACCUUGCAGCUGAUGAUAAUGCUGAUAAUGCCCUGCAGACUGAUGCAAAUGAGACUAAAAUCUCAAGGAAAGAUGACCAGCUACAUGGUUCUCCUGAACACACAAAGGACCUUAAGACAAGUCCUGAUGCUUCCAUCGAGCCUGCUGAGGAAAUGUUCUAUUUACCCAAAUGGGAUGUCUGUCAAAAAGUCUACAAUUUCAAUCGAUCUGCUGGAAGCUUGGAAAUUAUUCUAUCCAAUGUGAAAAAUCUUCUGUCUAGAGCGCCGCCGGAAUGUCUUGACCUACAUUGCUCAUUAAGCCUCAACAAACCUGUUCACUUUGAUGAAUCAGAUAAGAUCUGCAGUAGUCCGAUGGAAGAGGUUGAUCACUUCCAGGUCAAUUUUGACCUUGCCAAUCGUGAGAAUUCGUUAGACUCUGACUCUCUAGACUGUAACAUAGAAGGAGCCCCUCCUAAAUCUGUAACAUUGCCUAGUGAGACCGUUUCUGCUGGUCUGGAUAGUACUGCCAACAGUCCUAGCUGGGAUGAGGUUUUUGACGAUGUUGUGGACGAUAAGUCAGAUAAAACAGCUAAUCUACCUUUAGAGUCUAAAAUACAGCUCACUAGCUUAGAUGAAAGUGUUGACUUGUUUGGUGAUGAUGAGGCAUUCCUACAGAUAUCAUUACCAAACAUUGAGACUCCAAACAAAGACACUGUAAUUCCAAUCAAGAGACGGGACACUGACCAAAGGAAACAGGUCACACAAAAUGUAGGGGGUGCAUCAAAUAUUUUUAAUUCCGAAGGUUCUUCCAACAGCCCAGUAGUCUUAGGAAACAAACCACCAUCUGAGCACAGAUCUGAGCCUUUUAAUUAUUCUCAAGACAUUUUUUCUGUGAACUUUGACCUUGGGUUUUCCUUUGAUUCUGAAGAGGAGGAAACCGCAGAACCAGCCUCUGACAUGACCACAGAACUCACAGCUGAUAGAGAGCAGCCGUUCACCCCACUAACCCUGAACGAACCCAAUACAUCUUCCAACAACUUCACUCUUGGACAUAUGUCAACCCCCAGGGUGUGUCUAAUGGACAAAAAGCUCCCAUCUCUUAUAGCCAAGAGUAACCUGUCGCCCAUAAUCACUGAGCGAGAGAGUUUGGUAAGACCUGAUGCCUCGACCCCAAGUCCAUCAUUUGUGUCUCCAAAAAGCAGAGCUCUAGAACCCUUUCCUAAAGUAUUGAGCUCACAAGCACAGCCACGUGGAACAGGGAACAGAUUGUGUCGGAGGUCUCUGCUUGACGCAAGGAAACCUGUUUAUGAAGACCAUGCUUGUUCAGUAACAGUGAACAGUGAUAGUGAAGAGGAAUCAGUCAUUAGAAAACCUGGGCGUCAAGGCAGAGCCAAUCCCCUGGCAUCUCCAGAUCAAUCAAAAAUCAGUGACGUCGAGUCUCCUGUCCAGGCGCCUAGAAAGCGUGUCGCUCGACUGAAUAUGUCAGAGGAGAGUGGCGGGGAAGCCGCGUCAGACGAUGACUUUAAGCAAGACUCGUUUUUUCGGCCCAAAGUGUUUCAGCCUCGUAAAAAUUCACAUCCUCUUAAGGUGAAAUCUCAGAAUGCAGUGCACAGAGAUGUGAGGCAAUUUCUGGAUGAAGAGGCAGCGCUGUCUGAAGAAGGAGACUCGGUCUCUUCUGAUGAAUGUGAUGGAGAAGAACUGAACAAGUCUUUGGAAGGGUUUGUAGUGGACAACACUCAAUUCUCUCAAGGUCUUAAUGAUUCGGAGAUGCAUGGAAUUUAUCUGAAAUCUGUAAAAAGCCCUGCCAUUUCAAGCAAAUUUAGAAUGGCGCAUAGACCCGUGCAUAAUCUAAACAUCUUCUCACAGGUCCCUGAGCAGGACGAGAUGUAUGAGGAGGACAGUUUUGUGGUCGAUGGCAGUGAAGUCGAGGAAGACUUCAAUAGCGCUUCUGACGAUGAAGAGGAGGCCGAGAUCGAGAUUGUCCCUGAAGACUCCUUUGUAGAUGGGAGACGACAGUACACCACACGCCGCAGAGCUCGUCUCCGACAAACUAGGACUUCUGGAGAGACGAGAACCCUCCAAUCCAGAACAACCAAACGCUCCAGAAUUGUCCAAGUGGAGGAUUCGAGUGAAGAGGAAGAGGAGAAGGAUGAAAAGAAGAGGAAGAUGCUGUAUGCUAGGAAGGCACCCGUUUCAGAUACUGCACCUGGGACAGUUUUCAAUACAGCUUGUCCUCCGUCCCAUUCGCCCAAAUCAGAUCCUGCACGAGCAGGUGGAGAGAAGAGCAGGAAGGGUGCUGUGCCGCAGAAACAGGAGACGGACAGACAGAGGUUCAGUAACCAGGCCCUGCUGUCUGAAGAGCUGGACUUUCAGGAACCUCUGCCCAUCACUUGUGUUAAAACACAGGCAGCCUGUUGCAGUACUGCUUCUCUGACCGUGGCCAGUGGUUCUGUUGAUUAUGGUACGACGACCGAUACCACAAUCAACACCACCCCGUCUUGCGUGUGCGUGCUCGUGGACAGCCGUUGCAUCAGCGCUGGUGCGGACGUGGUGUCUUCCCUCCGACUAAAACACGGCGCAGCUGUGCACAUCUGCUCUCUGGUCAGCUGUGAUUUCAUCGUAAGUAAGCGGAUGGCUGUAGAGUGGCACAGCGAGUCGGAGUUGGCCAGUCUGCAGAGUCGCAAGCGGCUGCAAGAGAGGAUACAGAGCGUGCAGGGUUUAUUUGACCGGGUGUGCCUCCUGGUGGAGAAAGAGCGCACUAAACCGGGAGAGCCGCUGCGUUCGUUCCAGCGCAGCCGUUAUUAUGACAGCACCGUGGCUGCGCUGGUAAGAGCAGGGGUCAGACUUCUGUUUAGCACGGGUCCCGAUGACACCGCCAUGCUGUUGGCCCAACUGGCGCAGGUGGAGCAGAGGAAAGGCCAGGCCAUCAGCGUCCCUGUGGAGGUCAAAGGUCGUCGUCAGCAGGCGCUGCAGUUUUACCUCACGCUUCCGUGUAUGAGCUACGUCAACGCCCUUUACAUGUGCAAUAGAUUCUACUCCGUGGCACAUCUGGUCAACAGUUCUGUGGAUACACUGCAGGCGGGUAUACACGUGAGCCGCUCCAGAGCUGAGGAGAUUUACCGCUGUCUGCGCUACUCAUGCGACACCACACUGAUGAAAAGCAACACCUCAAAGACUAACCUUUAGACACAAUGUUUGUCCAUGCAUGCACAAGGGAUACACAUUAAUCUUACUUUGCACUUUAUACAUUCUGAACUAUUGCCUUUGUCAUAAAUACCUCAUUUUUAUAAAUAAGAUAUUUUGUUUCAUUUUGUUUCUCUCUCUCUCUCUCUCUCUCUCUCUCUCUCUCUCUCUCUCUCUCUAUAUAUAUAUAUAUAUAUAUAUAUAU